CUUUGAUUAAUACAGAUUAAUUAGAAUAGUUUCGAGCUUGAUAAGCUAUCACAUGUUGUGGAGCGAACAAUUUUCUACAAACAGGUAUACUUGUUCAAUGUUUACCAGCUCGUCUGCACUCUUUUCAACACGCUUUUCAGAUAGCACAAAAAUCGAUUUUGGGGGCUGUUUGCUUGCAUCAUAACCUUGAAUAUAUUCGUGUGCAAUAACUUAGACUAUAUGCUUGCCCAGUAUUGUAUGCGUAAACAACAGCUGGUAAGUAUUCAUCCCAAUUGUUGAAAUUCUCGUCUUAUAACUUUGCUAGUUGCGGUCGAAAUGUUGCAUUGAAUCGUUCGACUUGACCAUUCGUCUGUGGAUGGUACGAUGUUGAUUUAAUGUGGUAAUACUUACCAGCUGUUGUUCACGCAUACAAUACUGGACAACCAGCCUCAAUCGGGCAUUCACCAUUCCAGUUGAUGUUUGGACGAGAACCAACAUUGCCAGUACCCCAAAAACAGCCAGCGCUCACAUUGGCAGAACCAAAUGACUACUGGUUCAGAAUGAUGCGGGCAUUAACAGUGUAUCAUCAAGCGGCACGACAAAAUAUUAAAAUUCAACAGCAGUUGGCUAAAGCACGAUUUGACAGAAAUUGA
This is a messenger RNA of Didymodactylos carnosus, 632 nucleotides long. NCBI's taxonomy places the organism in Eukaryota, Metazoa, Rotifera, Eurotatoria, Philodinida, Philodinidae. The record is from the annotation of a GenBank genome assembly.